This is a messenger RNA of Benincasa hispida (wax gourd), 618 nucleotides long. Lineage: Eukaryota; Viridiplantae; Streptophyta; Magnoliopsida; Cucurbitales; Cucurbitaceae. The record is from RefSeq and is a predicted model, not a curated record.
UUGUGGUCUCAAGGCAAAAGGAGUUGGUGGCAUACUUCACUCAGCAGGUGAAUGAUGCUUUCACAAAUAAUCCUCAUCACAUUGGAUGCUAUCAGACCACCAAUCAAUGCCCAAAUUGAUAAAUGCUUGAAGCCACGGAGGUUGGAGUUGGUUCACUGGAACAUCAAGAACAUUAGAAACCCUUUUGAAUUAUCUACAUAUUUUCAAGUUUUGGCACUGCAACGUUGCUCAUAUUUCAGCCCAGAAAUUAGAGUUGAACCUAUGGCAUUGCAACGCUGGGAUGAAGCGUUGCAAUGCUGCUUAUCCCAGCCAAGAAAGCGCGCACGUGACCCGACCGAUGGUUCAAGUGAACUGGUUCAGCCGGUUCGGGUCUGGGAGGUUUGGUUCAACCUAUUUUGAAUCUAUGGAGGUCUGGUUCGGGGGGUUCGGGUUGGUUCGUGAGGCUCAGAAGCAGUUUGGAGCUGUUUUCAAUUAUUAUUGCAAUAAUUUAGGUUGUUUGCAUGCUUAAAAUGCCAAAACUGGUCCAUAUCAGUGUGUGUUUAAUUAUUUAUGCAUUAUGAAUGUAUGUUAUAAUUAAAUAAAUCUUGUAUGUGCUUACAGUAUGCCAUGUAGAUUUAA